Manihot esculenta (cassava) is the source of this 711-nucleotide messenger RNA. RefSeq names its product V-type proton ATPase subunit G 1. The coding region runs from base 145 to 477 and encodes 110 amino acids. The transcript has 4 exons. Gene Ontology annotation, cellular component: vacuolar proton-transporting V-type ATPase complex. Gene Ontology annotation, molecular function: proton-transporting ATPase activity, rotational mechanism. The record is from RefSeq and is a predicted model, not a curated record. NCBI's taxonomy places the organism in Eukaryota, Viridiplantae, Streptophyta, Magnoliopsida, Malpighiales, Euphorbiaceae. Gene Ontology annotation, biological process: proton transmembrane transport.
GCAAAAUUACUGUUUGGUCCCCUACAAAUCUAAAAUAGCACGUUCGAUUCAAGUACCUACCACAUCAAGUCAUUCAUUCAUCGACUGCUUCUCGCAGAUCUUUGAAUCGAACACAACACCGAUUCUUUAGAAAUUCCUUGAAGAAUGGAUGCCAGCAGGGGUCAGAAUGGAAUUCAACAACUGUUAGCUGCAGAACAGGAAGCUCAGCACAUUGUCAAUGCUGCCAGAAAUGCAAAAAUGGCUAGAUUGAAACAAGCUAAGGAAGAGGCUGAAAAGGAUAUUGCUGAAUUCCGUGCUCAUGUGGAAGCUGAGUUCCAGAGGAAGGUCGCAGAGAGUAGCGGAGAUUCUGGUGCUAAUGUGAAGAGGCUCGAGCAAGAAACGGAGGCAAAGAUUCAUCACCUCAAGACAGAGGCAGCAAGGAUAUCUCAUGAUGUGGUACAUAUUCUUCUGAAGCAUGUGACGACAGUGAAGAACUAGGGAGUUCGCUAACCCGUAAACAUGUUUAAAUGGUGUCUUUCUGGGUGUACCAUUUUGAUUUGAUUAUGGCGUUCUGGCGUGGUGAGGAGUGCUUGUACUUGAGUUUCCUCUAGUCAUAUUUACAAUUUGAUUGUUUGAUCAUGUUACUUUAAAAAAUAAACUAUCCCUAUCAUUCAUUGUCCAUCUCAGAAACCCAACUCCUUUUAAGGUAAUACAAUUUGUUAUUAUCUGUUA